UGACGCUUUUAUUGUGAAGGAUUCUGGGCGGAAGCGUUGUUGUUGCUGCUGGCGGACGGAAAGAGAAGAACCGUUUUGGGCGUGGAGGUAAACCAUACAGCGGCAACAUGUCUCGACUGAAACGAGCGGCUCAGGUGGACUCGCUGUCGGGCUUCAGGGCGGAGAAGAAGGAGCAGAGCGUCCCUUCCGGUCUGCUGAAGGCAGCCAGGAAGAGCGGCCAGCUCAACCUGUCCGACCGGGGGCUCACUGAAGUCCCUCAGGAAGUGUAUCGUCUGAACGUGGACCCCCCAGAGGACGCCCAGCUGAACGUGUCCUUCGGAGCAUCGGAUCGCUGGUGGGAACAGACUGACCUCACCAAACUUCUGCUCUCAUCCAAUCAGCUCACACACCUGUCUGAUGACAUCAGAUUGCUGCCUGCACUCAUUACACUGGAUCUCCAUGACAACAAGCUGAGCAGUUUACCCAGCGCUCUGGGAGAACUGCAGGAGCUGCAGCAACUGCGUCUCAGUAAUAACCAGCUGCGAUCCCUGCCGGUGGAGCUGUGCUCCCUGAAGAAGCUGAGCAGCCUGGCGCUGCAGCAGAACCUGCUGGAGAGCCUGCCGGAGGAGCUGGGCCAGCUGCAGAACCUCACCCAGCUGGACCUGUCCAACAACCAUCUGAAGAUCCUGCCGUCCAGCCUGGGCUGCCUCACCUGUCUGCAGAAGCUAAACCUGUCCACCAACCAGCUCAGCAGUCUGCCCGACAGCCUGGCCCGGCUCUGCAAUGUGAAGCUGCUGGACUGCAGCAAGAACCAGCUGACUGACGUCCCGGCCAGCCUAUCAGAGAUGUCCGCUCUGGAGCAGCUCUACCUCAGACACAACAAGCUCCGCCUCCUCCCAAAGCUCCCUGCACCAGCCCUCAAGGAGCUGUACGUGGGGAACAACCACAUUGGACAGCUGGAGGCGGAGCAGCUGGCCUGCCUCAAAGCCAUCUCUCUGCUGGAACUGCGAGACAACAAGAUCAAGAGCCUCCCUGAGCAGAUCACCUUACUGAGCACGCUCACACGCCUCGACGUCACCAACAAUGACAUCACCACUGUGCCAGCGUCUGUCAGCCUGCUGCCCAACCUGAAGGUGCUGCUGCUGGAGGGCAACCCUCUGAGAGGACUCAGGAGAGACUUGCUCACUAAAGGAACCAAUGAGCUGCUGACAUAUUUAAGAGGAAGAAUUAAAGAGGAUCCUGAACAAACAGAUGAAGGGCCGACAGCCAUGACGUUACCCAGCCAGGCCAGAGUCAACGUGCACAGCAUCAAAACUCUCAAGUUGUUGGAGUACAGUGACAAGCAGGCGGCUCAUGUUCCAGAUGAGCUGUUUGACGCUGCAGCGGGUCUAAGUGUCACCACUGUUAACUUCAGCAAGAACCAGCUCACCUGCACCCCCCCCAGACUGCAGGAGUUCCUGUCCUCUCUGUCGGACAUCAACUUGGCUUUCAACAGACUGAGCUGCUGUUCUGACCUCUGCACGUUCCUGCAGCUGGUCCACAUCGACCUAAGGAACAACCAGCUGAGUGAUCUACCGUCUGACAUGAAGAACUUAACCAAACUGUCCUCCGUUAUCCUCAGUUACAACAGGUUCAAGUCCGUACCUGAAGUGCUCUACCACAUGGUUUCCUUGGAGACGGUGUUGCUCGGUAACAACCAGGUGGACAAGGUGGACCCUCAGGGUUUGAUGAAGCUGGUUCAUCUGUCAACGCUGGAUCUGUCCAACAACGACCUGCUGAGCAUCGCUCCGGAGCUGGGCCUGUGCACCAGCCUGAGGAGUCUGGGUCUGGAGGGGAAUCCUUUCCGCACCCCCCGAGCAGCCAUCGUGGCCAGAGGGACCGAUGCCGUGUUGGAGUACCUGCGCAGCCGCAUACCCACAUGACCUUUUAUCAAUGUGGGCAUUAAAAUGCAUCAACAUGAUUGUUCUUCAUGUUACACAAGUCUGCAAUCCUCCAGCUGUGUGUGAAGUAGGGACGUGAUGGUGGAUCUGUCUGCAUUCCAUGGAUGUGUCGAGUCAUUUUGGACAAUCAGAUACAUACAGAUACCUGCAUGUGUGACUUUUACAAAGACUCUUCUCUUGAUUGAUUGAUUGGUUCAUUGAUAAUAAAGUUGUUUCUGAGAAUUGGAA
This is a messenger RNA of Etheostoma spectabile (orangethroat darter), 2147 nucleotides long. RefSeq names its product leucine rich repeat containing 40 (gene lrrc40). The transcript is spliced from 15 exons. NCBI's taxonomy places the organism in Eukaryota, Metazoa, Chordata, Actinopteri, Perciformes, Percidae. Gene Ontology annotation, cellular component: cytoplasm. The coding region runs from base 108 to 1901 and encodes 597 amino acids. The record is from RefSeq and is a predicted model, not a curated record. Gene Ontology annotation, molecular function: protein binding.